AUGUCCCGUCUGGCACUGAUGAAUUUUGGAAUAUUUGGUAAAUUUUUUAGUGCCUUACGGUACGUUUUUAAAAAAGUAUUUCGGGCCUUAACUGUGCGAAAUGGUAUUUUAAUUAUACGAGAUUUAUUAUUUGACUCACUUUUUUGCCUUGGAUGGCGAUGAAUAUCUUCUUCUAUUAAUUCGUUUUCUAAACCACAUUUCUCCACAAUCGAUUUUAUUACCUCUUUUUCUUCGAUAUUCUCUGGUACCUUCUCCAACAAUGCCCUCUUCGAUUUUUCUUCUAUAAUUUCUCUAUCUAACAUUGCAGCAUUGACAUUUCGAAUAAUAAGGUCAGGUGGACAGCCCAUGGCGAAAUAGUAUUUGUUGUCUGUGGUGUGAAAUCUGUUGUA
Molecule: messenger RNA, 389 nt
Organism: Meloidogyne enterolobii
Lineage: Eukaryota; Metazoa; Nematoda; Chromadorea; Rhabditida; Meloidogynidae
Source: the annotation of a GenBank genome assembly